GUGGUCCAGACCCAAUGAGAAACUAUCAUCAUAUAUGGUUGCAAAGGAACCAUUUUUAAACAUGUAUAUGGUGCCAGAAUUUAAUGUUGCUGGUGCUAUAUGAGGUACUCUGGCACUAGAAUCUAAAUGUGCACCUCUGUUAAAGAACACGCAUGCUACAAUAGUAAAUCUCAAACAUGGGUAUUAGCGUAAUUUCAUUAAAUAGCCCCGGUUUGCACCAGUUGGUAAAUCAGCCCCAUAGGUUUUGUUUUUUUUGUUUUUUUUGUGAAGUACGUCACUCCCACGAUUUGCUUCUCUGUUUGGAGCAGUUCGUUUCCAAAUGAGCUGGAAUAUGCUUGGUUUCACAUUGAAAAAAGUUGAAAAGGAGCAAAGUGACAAACUUACCAAGUCCAUUUCCAAGCGAACCGAGAAGGCCAUUUCAAGUGAUCUUGGUUGACUUGGUUUGAUGUCUAUCCUGGUGUGAUUUUCGUGGUUCUUGGAGGUUUCACAAAUAGCUUCAGUCCGCAUCAAAGGGUCAAACUAACUAGUGGAAGUGCCCUCGGUGUCGACCAGAAGCUCUGGAAAGUUAUCGGAGAACCAUACAUCAUUUAUUGAUGUUUUGAUACCCAGAAUUCAUCAUGGCACAAUUUGUACUGUAAUGCCAUUGUUUACAACCCUGCUGGAUUCAAAAUGAUAAAAUGUCAGUCUUUAACAGGAGAGUAGGGGGCACAAAGAUUCCGCAGAGACAAACAAGUUUUUUUGGAGCUUGUACACAUGCUCUACAAUUAACCCUGAAUCCAAAAUCAAGAAGCAAAUUCAAAAUAACACUUAAAAUAUGCCACACUUCUGGUAUAAAAGACUUUCUUGACACUUGAGUAAAUCUGAACUACUUAUUCUGAAACUGUGCCUGACUAUGACCUUAUGUAAAUACAAACCACUGCAGGCAGACAUAUUCUCUCUUAUUUUAGCUGAAGUGCUCAUAAGCCCCAAUAUACCAUUUUAACACAACGCAGUGAGUUGUUUAACAAUUGCAUUGUCUUUCUCAUCUGUAGUGAAAGAACAGGUACAUGUUAAUAAUAAUAAUAAUAAUAAUAAUAAUAAUAUUUAUUUCUUAGCAGACGCCCUUAUCCAGGGCGACUUACAAUUGUUACAAGAUAUCACAUUAUACAUUAUUUCACAUUAUACAGAUGUCAUAUUAUUUUACAUACAAUUACCCAUUUAUACAGUUGGUUUUUUUUUUACUGGAGCAAUCUAGGUAAAGUACCUUGCUCAAGGGUACAACAGCAGUGUCCCCCACUGGGGAUUGAACCCACAACCCUCCGGUCAAGAGUCCAGAGCCCUAACCACUACUCCACACUGCUAGGUUUUGGAAAUAGCGAGGACUGCAGGGGGAGGUAAUGAUGUGUCUAUUCAUCUGUUAUACUUAAAGUAUGAAAGAAAACUACCUUAGACUUCAAUAGACUUGAAUAUUUAAACUAAAUCAUUGUAAUGUAUUCAGAGACAAAAAUGACCAUGAUUGUUCCCAGAAUUUACAAAUAAUUGUAUCAAAAACACCAUGAAAGGGCUCCCGAGUGGUGCAUCCAGUAAAGGCGCUCCGCGUGGAGUGCAAUAUGUAUCCUAUAGCCUGGAGAUCACAGGUUAAAAUUCAGUCUAUGUCAUUGCCGACCAUGACUGGGGGUUCCCAGGGGGUGGCGCACAAUUGGCCGAGCGCCACACGGAUAGGGAGAGCUUAAGUCGGCAAGGCAAUCCGCGGUACACACCAGCGACCCCUGUGGCUAAUAGUGCGCCUGCGGGUCUGCAGUGGAGACAUUCAGAUCUGUGUUGUCCUCCGGCACUAUAGGUCUGGUGGCUUCGCUGUGGAUCCGCAGUGCGAAAAAUGACGGAUUGGCAGGAACAUGUUUCGGAGGACGCGUGUUUCAGCCUCCUUUUCUCGAGUCGCCAGGGGUUUGCAGCGGUGAACCGGGAUAAAAAUAAUAAUUAGGCAUUCCAGAUUGGGGAGAAAACCGGAGUAAAAACCAUUGGCGACAACUAAAUUAAAAAAAAAAAAAAAAAAAAAAAAAAACAUUGAAAGGAAACCAAUGCAUAAAAAACAUCUGAAAUAAAAAAAAAUUUCAAAAAAAUCUCCUGUCUUUAGUUGGUAAUUUGAUUAAGUACUGGGUUUAUUUUACUUCCAAGAGAUUUUCGAUAUUAUGCUUUUGAUUUCCAUCUGAUUCAAAAUGAAGGAUUAUUAAAAUAAUAGUUUAAUUGUUGAAAGAAUAUUUGGAUGUUCAUCCCAGCAAUAAAAAUAAUUAUUUGUAAUCAACACGUCAAAGAAAUGAGAAGGACAUCUUGCUCAAAAAAAUGGACAGGAGGCAGUCCUACGUCCAGUAAAUAAUGAUAUUCCAGCUGACUCAUGCAUGCUAAUCUGGAUGGUUGGGCUAAUGGAAAGUAUUAGACAAAACAAACACAACAUAGCAUUAAGGUCAAAAUCUAGUCACCUUUCACACACAAUAAAUUAUAAUUUCUCCAAUUUCCGCUGGUAUUAGUCUAGAGAGCAGGGGUGAAAUUAAUUUUGCAUACUUCAAACCAUGUGUGCCCCUCAAUCAGUAUUUAAACCACAAGGAUAAGAUUGAGACCAGGUACCCAAAAUGACUCAGUUUACAUGCUUUAUCGUUCUUCUAUCAGUUUUAAGUUGUAUGGCAUUUAAAGAAAAAGUAUCAAGAAAAUGUAUGCAAGACACCAAGAAAUUUAUUGAGGACCUUAACGAGGACAUCCCAAGAGAGUAUGCUGCUUUGAUGUAUGAUGCUUUUGGAAAAAUGGGCAGCGAUUUUGUGGGUGGAAACAUGAACAGACCAGGAUCAUUCAGUGAAUGCAUUUUAGCCAAUGCAGGUGAUUUCAGUGGGCAAUACUGCCAGGUCAUGUUAAUACAGGAACAAACUGGGUACUUGGUGGGCUUGUGUGUUCCAGAUUCUUGUGACGAGGCUGAAAUUGAAAUAUUAGUUGCAAAUGAUGUAUUUAAGUAUAAGGAUACAUCAUUAGUGCCUCCCAUUCCAUCUGUGCUUCUUCACAACUCUACACAACAGAUACCAGUAUCCACAACAAAAUGUCUGAAAAAAAAUGGUACUCCAGAUGCAUCUGCUAUAGUUUGCCUGUUUGUUUGCAGUUUCAUUGUGGCACUACCCCUAGGUGGAACUAUUUAUGUAGCCUUAAUAAAAUGGAAAAAACAAAAAUUGAAUCUAUCCACUGCUGGUUCCAACUUUAAGUCAGAUCCAAAUCUUUAUGGUACCUUUCUUCAACAUGAUGUGCACCAGAAACAUGCCAAUAACUUCAGUGCAGAUGUAGAAUCACCAACAGAACACAAAUCUGGAAGAGACGUGGAAGAAAACAACAAAAAUCGUUUGGUUUACUUUUUGGAUAAUUUUAUGAAAACAUUCUCGUUGCAAAAUAAUUUUUCAUCUCUGUGGGUUACAAAGGACAAAGGACAUUAUUCUGCACUGAAUGGAAUUCGAAUUUUGAGUCUCCUGUGGAUCAUUUGUGGACACAAUAUCCAGUUAAGCUCUUGGGAAAACUUAGACAAUGCUAAAAGAUGGAAAGACAGCGUAGAAAACAAUCCAGUUUACAUUGUUGCAUUAAGUGGACCCUCCUAUUUAGCUGUGGAUACCUUCUUGCUUAUUGGUGGUCUCCUAAGUGUAAAAUCACUUUUCAGCUUGAUUCACAGAGCAGAUGACAAGAUGACCAUACAGCUUGUGGGAACAUUUUUGCUUAACAGAUUAAAGAGGAUCCAGCCUCUCCACAUUUUCAUGGUUUGCCUAUCUAUUGGACUACUUUCUGUUGUCCCUAAGGGUUCCUUCUGGAGUUUUGCAGAAAUGCAGAUAGAUAUUUGUAAAAAAUAUUGGUGGACAAACAUGCUGCUUAUAAAUAAUUUGUUUUUUUACCCUAACUCGUGCAUUCCAUGGUCAUGGUAUCUGGCUAUUGAUGUCCAGUUCUAUUUUACAACACCUUUGCUGGUUUUUCUGCUCCGAAGAAAUACAUACACACUGAUUGCUGUAGCAACCAUCUUCCUUUUAAUUCCCUGCUUUAUCAGUGCCUUGCUAACAGCUUAUUUCCAAUUACCACUGUAUCUACCAAAUGAAUGGAUUCACAAGGCAUACUUUGAAUAUUAUUAUAAUAAGCCGUAUUCCAGAUAUGGUCCAUAUUUAAUUGGAAUCCUUCUGGGCAUGUUCAUGAACGCCAAGAAAGAGCGUCUUUUAAAGAAACAGUGGCAGGCUGCAGUUGGCUGGAUUUCCUCUUUGACCUCCAUGGCUUUGUUGGUAGCCCUAGCGUAUGUUUUACAUGAGGUUCCCAAUUGUCCGUCUGCACCUCACGCUAUAUACCAGGGGCUGCACAGGACUCUCUGGGCUGUUGCUGUUGCCUGGAUAAUAUUUGCUUGUGAUGAAGGUUUCGGAGGGUAUAUAAAUACAUUUCUUUCCCUAAAUGUGUGGAUCCCAUUUUCAAGCAUCAGUUUUGCAUGCUUCAUGAUACACCCUCUUCUUAUUAUUAUAUUCAAUGGAAUUCAGGAAACUUUAUUUCAUUAUACAGACAUUAACUUUUUCUACCUUUACAUGGGACACCUCGUUCUGACAGUCGCUCUGGGAUAUGUACUAACUGUGCUGGUUGAAAAACCGUACUUAUUUCUAAAGCGCCACAUGAAAUAAUUAUGGAAUAUGUAAGCUGUGGAAGGCACUCAAGUUUUAUACUUGCAAUAAAAAAGCAUGUGAAUUUUAAACAAAAGAGAAUAUUUUGUGGAUUUUAAGAAACCAGUUGCAAAUUGAUGCCAUGAAUUGAUUUUUUACUAUAAAAAUACAUCAAAGUGAUAAAUCAAAAUUGUAUAUUUUAUGUUAUGUUGUUCCACAAUUUAUUUAUAAAAACUGUUACUUUGUCAGCAUCUUGAAGUCUCUGGUUUUAUAUUUGCUUGUUUUACACAAACCUCUCAGUUAAAUGAAUACUGUGUUGUUCAGUUGGCUAGUAAACAUCUAAGAUACAUUCUUACAAAAAGCUUGGUUCACUUCCCUGAAUCCAGCUGUCCUAGUAUUCUCACACUUUUUACCUGUUAAUACAUAGACUGAACUGCAGCCUCCAUUCUCAUGUGUUCUUCAUUCCAUUCACAAUAAUGAGCACCAUCGGCAGAGGACUAGACAAAUAGGAUUCAUUUUGAAGGAUGACAGUGUCAAUAUGUGAAGAUCAGACCCUAUUAUGCAGGUAGUGGACAAAAAAUGGAAACAUCUGGGUAAAUGAGGGACACCAAGUAUAUUGAAAGCAAGGGCUUCCACACAGAUGUGGCUCAUGCGUUAAUUAAGCAAAUAACAUCCCAGCAUACUUAGGGUCAUGUAUAAAAAUGCUGGACAGGCCUGGUUGCCUAUAAUUAUGGCUAGCAUGGCUGCAAGAGAAGACCUCAGUGACUUUGAAAGAGGGGUGAUUGUUGGGGCACAUUUGGCAGGAGCUUCAGUGACCAAGACAGCUCAACUUGCCGAUGUUUCAUGAGCAACGGUGUCUAAGGUGAUGUCGGCAUGGAACUCCGAGGGAAAGACAUCAUCAGCAAAGGGCAACAGUGGGCAGAAGCGCAUACUCCAGGAUCGUGAUAUCCGUGCAUUAAUUCAAAGUGCAAGGCAAAACAGGCGAGCAACUGCAGAUCAAUUGACUGCAAAUUUCAACCUGGGGUGCAAGCAGCCAGUUUCAUCAAAAACGGUCCACCGAGAACUCCACAGCGCUGGAUACCAUAGUGGCCCAACGCCCUAUUAAGUGACUUUACAUUGGUGUUUCCAUGUUUUUGUCCACUACCUGUAUAUUGAGGAUAUUAUUUAUGUAUCUUUCACUUUUUGGAUGUUGACAAUCAUUCUGAGUGAUUCCAUGCCUGUAUAAUCCUAGUUGGUGGGUGGAUAUGGUCUACAGUUAACAAAUGUAUUUCAAAAAGGUUCAUUUCAGACCUACAAAUCGACAGAUACUUGAUGCCAUAUUUACAAUAAUUCCUCUAUAAAUGUGCUCUCAUUGUAACAUUUCUAAAUAAUUUAAACAAAUUUGAUGCACACUACCAGUCCCUUUUUAAUGAAAACACUGUACAGUGCCUUGCAUAAGUGUUCACCCCCCUUGGACUUUUCCACAUUUUGCAGUGUUACAACCUGGAAUUAAAAUGGAUUUAAUUGGGAUUUUUACUGUUUGAUUUACACAACAUACUUAACACUUUGAAGGUGCAAAAUACUUUUUAUUGUGACACAAAAGUUAAUUAAACAAAAAAAAGACAUUUGUUGGUUGCAUAAGUAUUCAACCCCCUGAAGCAAUACUUGGUAGAAACACCUUUGGCAGCAAUUACAGCUGUGAGUCUUUUUGGGUAAGUCUCUACCAGCUUUGCACAUCUGGAUCCUGCAAUUUUUGCCCAUUCUUCUUGGCAAAAUUGCUCAAGCUCUGUCAAGUUGGAUGGGGACUGUUGGUGAACAGCAAUUUUCAAGUCUUGCCACAGAUUCUCAAUCGGAUUGAGGUCUGGGCUUUGACUGGGCCAUUCUAAGACAUUCAGGUUCUUGUUUUUAAACCACUCCAGUGUAGCUUUGGCUGUGUGUUUAGGGUCAUUGUCCUGCUGGAAGGUGAACCUCCGCCCCAGUCCCAGGUCUCUUGCAGACUGAAACAGGUUUUCCUCUAGAAUUUCCCUGCAUUUGGCUCAAUCCAUCUUGCCCUCAAUCCUGACCAGUUUCCCAGUCCCUUUCGAUGAAAAGCAUCCCCAUAACAUGAUGCUGCCACCACCAUGCUUCACCGUGGGGAUGGUGUUCUCAGGGUGAUGAGCACUGUUGGCUUUGCGCCACACAUAGCGUUUUGAUAUGGGUUUUUUUCAGCAAUGGCUUUCUUCUCGCCACUCUUCCAUAAAGCCCAGCUUUGUGGAGCGUCCGGGUUAUAGUUGUCCCAUGGACGGUUUCUCCCAUCUCAGCUGUGGAUCUUUCCAGCUCCUUCAGAGUUACCAUUGGCCUCUUGGUUGCUUCUCUGACUAAUGCCCUCCUUACCUGGUCACUGAGUUUUGGUGGACGGCCUUCUCUAGGCAGAGUCGCGGUUGUGCCAUAUUCUUUCCAUGUUUUAAUAAUGGAUUUAACGGUGCUCCGGGGGAUGUUCAAAGUUUGGGAUAUUUUUUUAUAACCCAACCCUGAUUGGUGCUUCUCCAGAACUUUAUCCUAGACUUGUUUUGAUAGCUCCUUGGUCUUCAUGAUGCUGUUUGAUAAGAUAUGCUCUCUAACAAACUCUGGGGCCUUCCAGAAACAGGUGUAUUUAAUCUGAGAUCAUGUGACACCUUAAUUGCACACAGAUGAACUCCAUUCAACUAAUUAUAUGACUUCUGAAGGCAAUUGGUUGCACCAGAGUUUAUUUAGGGGUGUCACAGCAAAGGGGGUGAAUACGUAUGCAAUCAAGACUUUUCAGUUUUUUAUUUGUAAAUAAUUUUGAAAAAUAUGUAGAUUUUUUUCCUCACUUCAACAUUAUGGACUAUUUUGUGUAGAUCAGUGACAGAAAAUCCUAAUUAAAUCCAUUUUAA
Acipenser ruthenus (sterlet) is the source of this 7504-nucleotide messenger RNA. Its product is annotated as O-acyltransferase like protein. NCBI's taxonomy places the organism in Eukaryota, Metazoa, Chordata, Actinopteri, Acipenseriformes, Acipenseridae. The record is from RefSeq and is a predicted model, not a curated record. Gene Ontology annotation, molecular function: acyltransferase activity, transferring groups other than amino-acyl groups. Bases 2607 to 4652 code for a protein of 681 amino acids. The transcript has 15 exons.